Messenger RNA from Rosa chinensis, 1457 nucleotides. RefSeq names its product probable carboxylesterase 15. Bases 123 to 1127 code for a protein of 334 amino acids. NCBI's taxonomy places the organism in Eukaryota, Viridiplantae, Streptophyta, Magnoliopsida, Rosales, Rosaceae. The transcript has a single exon. The record is from RefSeq and is a predicted model, not a curated record. Gene Ontology annotation, molecular function: hydrolase activity.
GGUUUCCCUUAAAAAAAAAAAAUAAUAAUGUUUAAGGUUCUUCUUCGUUUCCCAAACUCUCUCUUUAUAAUGGAGCAUUUUCAAUAGGUCAUUUACACACCAAAAGCUUACUGAAACUAAUCAUGGUCCAAGAAAAGAAGGUGAUCGAUGAGGUUUCCGGUUGGCUUAGGCUCUUUGACGACGGAUCAGUCGACCGGACAUGGACGGGACCCCCUGAGGUCAAGUUCAUGACAGAGCCAGUCCCACCGCAUGUUGAGUUCAUCGACGGAGUUGCGACAAAAGACAUGGUCAUCGAUGAAACGUCCGGCCUUCGAGUUCGAAUUUACUUAUCUGAGAGAAAGCCGGAGGAUUAUGAGAGUCUGCCCAUAUUUCUCCACUUCCAUGGAGGCGGCUUUUGCAUUAGCCAAGCAGAUUGGUACAUGUACUACCACAUGUACACAAACCUCACACGUGCAGUCAACGCUAUAUGCGUCUCCGUCUAUCUACGCCUCGCACCGGAGCACCGUCUCCCGGCUCCGAUCGACGAUGGCUUCUCUGCUCUCCUCUGGCUCCGGUCCCUGGCUCGAGGUGAUUCAUAUGAACCAUGGUUCAACGACCAUGCUGACUUUAACCGUGUUUACCUCCUGGGGGAUAGCACAGGAGGAAACAUAGUCCAUGAAGUGGCUGCAAGAGCAGGGAAGCUGGAUUUGAGUCCGGCGAAAUUAUCCGGGGGGAUUCUUAUCCACCCUGGUUUUGUCCGGUCAUCGAGGAGCAGGUCAGAGCUGGAACAGCCGCAGUCACCUAUGCUUACUCUAGACAUGGUGGACAAGUUCCUGAGCUUUGCACUGCCGGUGGGGUCCACCAAGGACCAUCCGGUUACGUGUCCGAUGGGUUCCGGCGCACCACCGUUGGAAAGUCUGCAGCUGCCGCCGUUCCUUGUGUGCGUGGCAGAGAGAGACAUCAUGGUAGACACUGAGAUGGAAUACUAUGAGGCCAUGAAGAAGGCUGGUAAGGAUGUGGAGCUCCUGAUUAGCACUGGGGUGAGUCACAGUUUUUAUCUUAACAAGAUUGCUGUGGACAUGGAUCCGCAAACGGGAGUACAAACUGCAAUCCUAAUUUCAAGAAUCAGAGAGUUCGUCAACAAUUAAGUAGUGAAAUAUUUAGCCUCGUUGAUAUUAAUUUUAAGUUUUAAGCAAGUAAUCUUGCAAAGCAGCCCCCUCUCUCUCUCUUCUGUUCUGCUCUGUUCUUCAAUUUCGAAUCUUUACAAGGAUUGAUUGCUGAUCAGUGUUUUUUGCUUGCCAAUUUGGACUCUGGAGCCUGGAAUCUCAUCUGGGUUUUAUCCGUUUUGGGUGAUUUGGGAUUGGGUUUCUGGGGUUUUGUUCUUUGGUGGGUUGUGAAUUUGGUUUAUUGGGUUUUGAUAUUGGUUAUUUAUGCGCUGAGAUUUUCUGUGGAUUAUAGAAAGGUUGGAACUGGGUUUC